AUGCCUCCCAUCCGACCUCUCGUCCACGUCGCUAAUCUACCAGCGACGACGACUGAGCGCGAUUUGUGCGAGAUGUUUGGUUCAUUGGGUCAAAUCCAAUCUGCCAAAGUGGUCACUAGUCGUCCUGUUGGAGGUCUAGUGUAUGGCUUUGUCGAGUAUGUCGAUGCAGCAUCUGCCGAGCGAGCUAUCCGUACAAUGGAUGGAUGGUUAUGGUUUGGCACUCCGAUCAAAGUCACUUGGGCUAAACAUAGUAUGCAUCCUGACGCAGCAACAUCGCCAGCAGCAAUGGGAGAAGUAGAUCCCGCAGAACGAGGAGGUCAAGUUGCGAUGCAUAGCAAUGCUGGUCACUCUCAUCUCUUUGUUGGGGAUCUUUCUCCCGAAGUGGAUGAUGCUUCGUUGCAUGCACUCUUUUCGAGAGUCCCCUCUUUGGCGGAUGUGAGGGUAAUGUAUGAUGCGGAAACAGGGAAGUCGAGAGGGUUUGGGUUUAUCAACUUUCGUAGCAGAAACGAUGCGGAGACCUGUAUAACUACUAUGCAAGGACAGUGGUUAGGUGGCCGACAGAUUCGUGUUAACUGGGCUAAUCAGAAGAACCAGAACCAGCCACCACUCACGGCGAUUACAACAAUCUCAGGUGAUUAUCCAACAGCGUAUCCUUCCCAAUCACAACAACGACCCGCCCCAUUCUCAACCAAACUAGUCUUAUCCUCCUACACAUCCACCCCUUCCAACUCUAUCACCGACCGUCCUCGUUUCCCCGGCCUCCCUCGACGUCACACCGCCGGCUUCGAUUCCUCCACCCAACCCACCAACCCUUCUUUGACCCACAAAACCUAUUCCCAAGUCCUAUCCUCCGCUCCUUCACCCGACCUCACCAGCGUCUACGUCGGCAAUCUAUCCCCUCUCACCUCCCGUCAAGACCUCUUGAGGAUGUUCGCCCCUUUCAAUCACGGACAGCCGCUCGAAGCCCGAAUCCCGUCCGGGAGAGGAUACGGUUUCAUCAAAUUAACCAGUCACGAACAGGCCGCGAGUGCAAUCUGUACACUUUCCAUCCAAGGCGUCUUCAUGCACAGUAGAUGGCUACGGUUCGGUUGGCAAAAAGAUAGAGAGCCCGGUGUCAGGGGUGAUAUGCGUACGCAAAGGUCUGAAUCGGAUCCUGCCCCUGGGUUUCGGUCUCGGUCUAGUCCUUCAAAUUCGGAUUUCAUUCCGUUCUAG
Molecule: messenger RNA, 1212 nt
Organism: Ustilago hordei
Lineage: Eukaryota; Fungi; Basidiomycota; Ustilaginomycetes; Ustilaginales; Ustilaginaceae
Exons: 1
Coding region: 1-1212 (403 amino acids)
Molecular function (GO): RNA binding
Source: RefSeq, a predicted model, not a curated record